Molecule: messenger RNA, 1825 nt
Organism: Saccostrea cuccullata (small rock oyster)
Lineage: Eukaryota; Metazoa; Mollusca; Bivalvia; Ostreida; Ostreidae
Product: Kv channel-interacting protein 4-like
Exons: 3
Coding region: 43-357 (104 amino acids)
Molecular function (GO): calcium ion binding
Source: RefSeq, a predicted model, not a curated record
CAAUUAAUAUGAUUAAUAUGAUUAUUGUUGUAGGAGUUUGUUAUGGGACUAUCAGUAUUAUCUAGAGGAACUCUUCAGGAGCGGUUACAAUGGGCUUUCAAUCUAUAUGACAUUAAUGGCGACGGCUUCAUCACAAAAGACGAAAUGACGGACAUCGUGUCGGCCAUUUAUGAGAUGAUGGGCCGCUUCUCAGAACCUAUGAUUGACGAGAACACAGCCAAAGAGCACGUGGAGAGAGUCUUUCUUAAAAUGGAUACCAAUCGAGAUGGUGUUAUUACAUUUGACGAAUUUAUGGACACGUGCCGGAGGGAUGAAAAUAUAACUAAAGGAAUGGCCAUUUUUGACACAGUCCUUUAACAGUGUGAUAACAGUUGCAUCAGAUGUGAAAACCAAAACUCUUUGGGUUGUUUUCUUGCCAAGGUGAACAAUAAACCUGAUGUCUGAUUGAGGAAUACUGAAUGAGAAGAUUGUGGUGGAAAUAUUGCCAAAAUAAGCUCACUAGAACCUUUCCACGAGACCAAUCAAUGUUUGUCCAUAUCUGCACUUCCGGUCUGUUUAUAAGGGGGCGUGGCCUGGCAGAUACAUGCCUUUAGUUCACCGAGAUCUCGUUUUUAAUCCUGUAGUUUAGGAGACUGGCAUCUCCCUUCUAGUUAUGAUUCAGUCUGGAAUCGUAAUACCCAUGAAUUCUACCAAUCAAAUUGUUUCAUCACAGUUACUACUCGUUUGAAGCACAUUAACCAUGACGGAGCCAAAGACUUCUUUUUUGGAGUUCACGCCGUUUUUGGAUUUCGGCUAGACUGUUAACCUUUUGGACAGCUACCUGUGCAAGAAGACUCUUGCUUCAGGGCUCUCUGGAGAUCCAUAACAUUUAUAUGUAUGUUAUAUACACGGAAUAGGUAUAUCUUGUAUACUGAUCUCCUAUCAAUGAGAUGUUUUCAAGAAUGCAAUGCAUGUUUUCGAGAAAAAAAAAUCAAAAGUUUUUAAGAGGGCAUCGGUAUAUUCUUUACACAGGACAAUUCAUAUAAAUGUGUAAGGUAUAUGCGUAGAAAGAUAAAACCAUACUCACCAUGUAAUUUAUUCAAGCAUUCACAGUAGUAUUCAUUGUGAAAAAACAUUUAUGAUUUUAUUUCAACCCUAUGGUCAGUUGUACGAAUUUCAUUUUACUUGUUCGGUCUUUCAAUGUCCUUGUAAUAUUUGUUUGACAGACAGGUACCGAGUAGUUAUAAAUUCUUUUAAUUAUUUAUCAUCGUUCAAAAGAUUGCUUAAAAUAUAAUGAGGCUAGUUUACAAUUUCGGUGCAUACUUUAUUUGUUGAAUUAUUUUGUUAAAUCAUUAUAACAAGGAAUUGUCCUGAUAUUUUUCUUUGGGUGUUCAGAUAAUGAUGAUGGACUUCAUUUAGAUUUUGAAGAGCAGUAAUGCUCAAAGAAAUAAAAGAUGGCGGGUGACUUUUUCAGCUUGGCCUUCAAACCAACAUGUCUACUGAAUCACGUGAUAUGUAAUACCAUGUGAUUGGCUGUUAUUAUUGUUAGACUUAAUGUUAUUGGUUGCUUCAGUUGUUGGGUUGUCAAUUAUGUUUCAAAUCUGUGAUUUUCGAUAGGCAUUCCUACCGUUCACCAUGACAUAAAACUGUAAUCAUUUAACCUAUAACCUUUGUCAAGUUGACCUUUAAUGUUUGUAGUAUGUUAUUUAUAAAUUAACCCCUGUGUCAGAAUUAUAUUAUGAAGGUAUCCCACGUUCCAUUUACUUUAUCGUUUCAAUGUACUUUACAAAGUAUUGGAAAUUAUUGUUGCCAAUAAUAAAAUGUUCUCAAAGCCAGUGCUCUUUAA